ACAAGCCCGGAAGUGAGUUCCGGGUCGGUGUAGACGCGGCUGCCGCGCGGGUUCCGGGCCCCACCCUGGAACCAAAACGUCUCUCCUGGAAAACCUGACUCAGGCCGAGCCCCCUCCGGGAGGGGGAGCGCGCCCCGCCCUGCCCCGCCCCACCCAGACCCCCGCGCGCCUCUCCCGCCCGCAGCAGCUGCAGGGACCCCGCGUCGGAGCCUGGGGGGCGGCGAGCGCCCCGGGGAGUCCUCGCUCCCGAGGCCCGCGGAGGGGGCGGCGCGGGGGCGGGCCGGCCCCUCCCUCGCUGACGCCGCCGCCGCUGCCGCCGAGCCCCGGGCCCAGAGCACCGACUGCUGAGCGGGGCGCCAGGCCGGCCGGGCAGGAUGCGCUACCGGGCGUCGGCCCUGGGCAGUGACGGGGUACGGGUAACCAUGGAGAGCGCGCUGACCGCCCGAGACCGGGUGGGGGUGCAGGAUUUUGUGCUGCUGGAGAACUUCACCAGUGAGGCUGCCUUCAUGGAGAACCUUCGGCGCCGCUUCCGGGAGAACCUCAUUUAUACUUACAUUGGCCCAGUCCUGGUGUCGGUCAACCCCUACCGGGACCUGCAGAUCUACAGCCGGCAGCACAUGGAGCGUUACCGUGGCGUCAGCUUCUAUGAGGUGCCCCCCCACCUGUUUGCGGUGGCCGACACUGUGUACCGGGCCCUGCGCACGGAGCGCCGGGACCAGGCGGUGAUGAUCUCCGGGGAGAGCGGCGCCGGCAAGACCGAGGCCACCAAGCGCCUGCUGCAGUUCUAUGCAGAGACCUGCCCGGCCCCCGAGCGGGGUGGCGCCGUGAGGGACCGGCUGCUGCAGAGCAACCCCGUGCUGGAGGCCUUCGGAAACGCCAAGACCCUCCGGAAUGAUAACUCCAGCAGGUUUGGGAAGUACAUGGACGUACAGUUUGACUUCAAGGGGGCCCCCGUGGGUGGCCACAUCCUCAGCUACCUGCUGGAGAAGUCCCGCGUGGUCCACCAGAACCACGGCGAGAGGAACUUCCACAUCUUCUACCAGCUGCUGGAGGGGGGCGAGGAGGAGACCCUGCGCAGGCUGGGCUUGGAGCGGAACCCCCAGAGCUACAUGUACCUGGUCAAGGGCCAGUGUGCGAAGGUCUCCUCCAUCAACGACAGGAGUGACUGGAAGGUGGUCCGGAAGGCCCUGGCGGUCAUUGACUUCACCGAGGAUGAAGUGGAGGACCUGCUGAGCAUCGUAGCCAGCGUCCUGCACCUGGGCAACCUCCACUUUGCUGCCGACGAAGAGAGUAACGCCCAGGUCACCACUGAGAACCAGCUCAAGUAUCUGACCAGGCUCCUCGGGGUGGACGGCGCCACGCUGCGGGAAUCCCUGACACACAGGAAGAUCAUCGCCAAGGGGGAAGAGCUCCUGAGCCCGCUGAACCUGGAACAGGCUGCAUAUGCGCGUGACGCCCUUGCCAAGGCCGUGUACAGCCGCACUUUCACCUGGCUGGUCGGGAAGAUCAACAGGUCACUGGCCUCCAAGGAUGCCGAGCGACCCGGCUGGCGAGGCACCACAGUUCUUGGGCUCCUGGACAUUUAUGGCUUUGAAGUGUUUCAGCACAACAGCUUCGAGCAGUUCUGCAUCAAUUACUGCAACGAGAAGCUGCAACAGCUCUUCAUCGAGCUCACCCUUAAGUCUGAACAGGAGGAAUAUGAGGCGGAGGGCAUCGCGUGGGAGCCGGUCCAGUAUUUCAACAACAAAAUCAUCUGCGACCUGGUGGAGGAGAAAUUCAAGGGCAUCAUCUCUAUUUUGGAUGAGGAGUGUCUGCGCCCCGGGGAGGCCACGGAUCUGACCUUCCUGGAGAAGCUGGAGGACACGAUCAAGCACCACCCACACUUCGUGACACACAAACUGGCUGACCAGCGGACACGGAAAUCUCUGGACCGUGGGGAGUUCCGGCUUUUGCACUAUGCUGGGGAGGUGACCUACAGCGUGAGUGGAUUUCUGGAUAAAAACAAUGACCUUCUCUUCCGGAACUUGAAGGAGGCCAUGUGCAGCUCGGAGAACCCCAUCAUGAGCCAGUGCUUCGACCGGAGCGAGCUCAGUGACAAGAAGAGGCCCGAGACGGUCGCCACCCAGUUCAAGAUGAGCCUGCUGCAGCUGGUGGAGAUCCUGAGGUCCAAGGAGCCCGCCUACAUCCGCUGCAUCAAGCCCAACGACGCCAAACAGCCGGGCCGCUUUGAUGAGGUGCUGAUUCGGCACCAGGUGAAGUACCUGGGGCUGAUGGAGAACCUGCGCGUGCGCAGAGCCGGCUUUGCCUACCGCCGCAAAUACGAGGCUUUUCUGCAGAGGUACAAGUCACUGUGCCCAGAGACAUGGCCCAUAUGGGCAGGACGGCCCCAGGACGGGGUGAACGUGCUGGUCAGGCACCUCGGUUACAAGCCAGAAGAGUACAAGAUGGGCCGGACCAAGAUCUUCAUCCGCUUCCCCAAGACCCUGUUUGCCACAGAGGAUGCCCUGGAAGUCCGGCGGCAAGACCUGGCCACGAAGAUCCAGGCCAGCUGGAAGGGCUACCACUGGCGGCAGAAAUUCCUCCGAGUGAAGCGAUCAGCUGUCUGCAUUCAGUCCUGGUGGCGGGGCACGCUGGGCCGAAGGAAGGCAGCCAAGCGGAAGUGGGCAGCCCAGACCAUCCGGAGACUCAUCCGUGGUUUCAUCCUUCGCCACGCACCCCGUUGCCCUGAGAACGCUUUCUUCCUGGACCACGUGCGUGCUUCCUUUUUGCUCAACCUGCGGCGGCAGCUACCACGGAAUGUCCUGGACACUUCCUGGCCCACUCCCCCACCUGCCCUGCGUGAGGCCUCGGAGCUUCUUCGGGAGUUGUGCCUGAAGAAUAUGGUGUGGAAGUAUUGCCGGAGCAUCAGCCCGGAGUGGAAGCAGCAGCUUCAGCAAAAAGCCGUGGCUAGCGAGAUCUUCAAGGGCAAGAAGGACAAUUACCCCCAGAGCGUGCCCAGGCUCUUCAUCAGCACCCGGCUCGGUGCAGACGAGAUCAGCCCCAAAGUGCUACAAGCCCUGGGCUCUGAGCCCAUCCAGUACGCAGUGCCCGUCGUGAAGUAUGACCGCAAGGGCUACAAGCCCCGUUCCCGCCAGCUGCUGCUGACGCCCAGUGCCAUCGUCAUCGUGGAGGAUGCCAAGGUCAAGCAGAGGAUCGAAUAUGCCAACCUGACGGGCAUCUCAGUCAGCAGCCUGAGCGACAGCCUCUUCGUGCUGCAUGUGCAGCGUGAGGACAACAAGCAGAAGGGGGAUGUGGUGCUGCAGAGCGACCACGUGAUUGAGACACUGACCAAGACUGCCCUGAGUGCCGACCGGGUGAACAGUGUCAACAUCAACCAGGGCAGCAUCACAUUCGCUGGGGGCCCAGGCAGGGAUGGCACCAUCGACUUCACACCCGGCUCCGAGCUGCUCAUCACCAAGGCCAAGAACGGGCACCUGGCUGUGGUGGCCCCACGGCUGAACUCGCGGUGAUGAAGGUGUCACUGGACUCCUCCCUCCUCCCAACGCUUUGCUUAUCUCCUCAUCCCCUUCCCAGUUACCAAAGACUUGAGCUUCCGGACAGGGACCCAGGGACACCUCAAAGUCCACUGGCCAGCUCCUGCCUCCUGCUCAGCGGCCGACGAGAAAGCAAAGAGGCUGGGAGCGGCCCGCGGGUGGGCCAGGCCGGGCCACAGCAAUAGAAAAGCCGGGGCCGGCGUCAGCCAUGCCAGCCCCACCGCCGAUGCCAAAUAUUUGCGAGAAGGGAACUUUUGCUGAGGUUUUUCUCUGAGAUUUUUUCAUGCUUUAUAGGAAACUAUUUUUUAAAAAAGCCAUUUUCCCACCCUAAGACACACUGGAUGUGUUUUCCCUGACUCCAGCGGGGCAGGGAACCUAGCUGAGAGGCUGGGUGGUCUGGGCCCUGGUGCCCUCUACCCGACCCAGGCCUCCCUCUCCUCCUUGUUCCCUUGGCACCUUGUCUGUCUGCCUGCUUACCUGCCCAUCUGUGGCCUUUGCAGCCCACUCUGACACCCCCUGGGAGCUGGAACCAUUCUUGGCAGCCUCCAUCUUCCUGCCUUAAGUGUCUUGUUAUCACUGGUGCAGCCCGAAGUGGCCCAGAGCAGGGGAAGAACUAGAAGAACCUGGAACAUGCAGAGAUUGGCCGGUCUGGCCUCCCAGUGUUUUGAGAGCAGGAGACUAAAGUCAUGGAGGGGAAAGACUCACCCGGGGCUUCCCCAGCACAUGGGCACAAAUCUGGGACUGCUUCCUGUCCUUAGCAUCCCUCACUGAAUUCCCAAGGACAGGGAGCCCCAGGAAACACCUUCAUACCCUAUGGGUGCAUUUGGCUCCCUAACCAGCAGUCACAUCUGGGGGGCCACUAGGUAGGAGGAGCACUUCUGCCUGAGCACUUCUGCCUGCGCUCCUUAGGAGGACCAACGCCCCACUCCCCCCACACUGGCCCCAGUUCAGGGAUGAAAGGUGCCGCCGGCGCCUCCCUGUGCUGGGAGCAGAGGGAAGGGGCUGGCCUGGGAGAAGCUGCAGGGGCAUCACCUCUUUCUGCUGCUUCCCCCCACCUCCCCGGAGGGGCUGGGGACUACCCACUGCCUCUGUACCCUUCUUAGGGGCUUGACCCACUUCUGACACUUCUGCAAUCCAGAGAAACACUAAAUAAAGCAA
This is a messenger RNA of Sorex araneus (European shrew), 4691 nucleotides long. RefSeq names its product myosin IC (gene MYO1C). The transcript is spliced from 32 exons. Gene Ontology annotation, molecular function: ATP binding; microfilament motor activity; actin filament binding. The record is from RefSeq and is a predicted model, not a curated record. Gene Ontology annotation, biological process: vesicle transport along actin filament; actin filament organization. Gene Ontology annotation, cellular component: vesicle; cytoplasm; microvillus. Lineage: Eukaryota; Metazoa; Chordata; Mammalia; Eulipotyphla; Soricidae. The coding region runs from base 375 to 3509 and encodes 1044 amino acids.